Molecule: messenger RNA, 2166 nt
Organism: Myotis lucifugus (little brown bat)
Lineage: Eukaryota; Metazoa; Chordata; Mammalia; Chiroptera; Vespertilionidae
Product: sodium-dependent phosphate transport protein 1
Exons: 17
Coding region: 1-2166 (721 amino acids)
Biological process (GO): transmembrane transport; monoatomic anion transport
Molecular function (GO): transmembrane transporter activity
Source: RefSeq, a predicted model, not a curated record
AUGGACGAGAAGCCGUCCGCCAGGAGAGGCCCGGACUUCUGCUCCUUGCGCUACGGGCUGGCGGUGGUCAUGCACCUCUCCAACCUCAGCAUGAUCACCCAGCGCGUCAGCCUCAGCAUCGCCAUCAUUGCCAUGGUCAACAGCACCCAGCAGCCCGCCCCGGCCAACGCCUCCGCGGACGGCCCCCUCCAGGACCCCAGCGGGCCCAGCGGGGAAUUCCACGCAGGGACCUCCGUCUACGCAUGGAGCCCCGAGACCCAGGGCCUCCUCUUCAGCUCCAUCAGCUACGGGAUUUUGCUGACUCUGAUCCCCAGCGGAUACCUGGCGGGGAUAUUUGGCGCCAAGCACAUGCUGGGGGCGGGGCUGCUGGCCUCCUCCCUGCUCAGCCUCUGCACGCCGCUGGCCGCUGACCUGGGUGUGAGCUUGGUGAUGGUGAUUCGCGUCGCCCAGGGCAUGGCCCAGAGCGGGGUCCUGUCCUCCCUGCCCUUCCUGGCUGCCUCCACGUGCACGGUCCUGGGGGGCCAGCUGGCCGACUUCCUUCUGUCCAGGGACCUCCUGGGGCUCCUCACCGUCCGGAAGCUCUUCUCGGCCCUGGGCCUCCUGCUCCCGUCGCUCUGCGCCGUGGCCCUGCCCUUCGUGGCUUCCAGUUACGUAACCACCGUGGUUUUGCUGAUCCUCAUUCCCGGGACCAGCAACCUGUGCGACUCGGGGUUCAUCAUCAACACCUUGGACAUCGCCCCCAGGAUCAGUCUGGGCACCGAGUGCCUGCCGCUGGCUCAGCAGUUCGGGUCACCGCCCCACGAUGUGUACCUCCCUCGCUUGUCCUCUCAUCUCAGCCUUCGCUCCCCCACCCGGGACUCCCGGCAGCUCACGAGGACGGAGAGCAGACCCUUCGGCGAGAGGAGCAGGAGCUGGACCGCCGUGAAGCAGAUGGACGACGGGUCCCGGUCCAGGAGAGUGUCCGGCUUCUGUUCCCUCCGCUGCGGGCUGGCUCUCCUCCUGCAUUUCUGCAACGUCUCCAUGAUGUCCCAGCGCGCCUGUCUCAGCCUCACCAUGGUCGCCAUGGUGAACGGCACGGGCCCCCAGGGCUCGCCCAACACCUCCGCCCCGGAGCCCCUGGACGACGUCAAGAACCCCGUGUACAACUGGAGCCCCCAAACCCAGGGCAUCAUCUUAAGCUCCGUCACGUACGGGAUGCUCAUCACCCAAGUGCCCGUGGGGUAUCUGUCCGGAAUCUACCCCGUGAAGAACAUGGUCGGCUCUGCCUUGCUCCUCAGCUCCCUGCUCAGCCUGCUCACGCCGCUGGCGGCCGGGGUCGGGGAGUCCGCGGUCAUCGCCUGCCGCGUGGCCCAGGGGCUCAGCCAGGGGACGGUGCUGGUGGCUCAGCACACGGUCUGGACCAAGUGGGCGCCUCCGCAGGAACGAGGCCGGCUGACCUCUCUGAGUCUCUCAGGGCUGAUGCUGGGACCCUCCGUGGCCCUGUGUGUGACGGGGCUCAUCUGCCAGGCCCUGGGCUGGCCCAUGGUCUUCUACAUCUUCGGUGAGUCUCCUGUGAGCCCCUGUCCUUGUUCAGCCUUUAAGACAAAGUUAAGAAGAAGAACGGGAGAAGAUUUGGUUUUGGGUGGUGAUCUGCUCAAGCUCCACGUUAACGUGAGAGAGAACGGGCUGCUGUCCGCCCUCCCCCAUCUGUGCUGCUGGCUCUUGGGCAUCCUCGCGGGGCACGUGUCCGACGGCUUCCUGUCCAGGAAGAUGCUCAGCUUGCUCGCCGUCCGGAAGCUCUUCACCGCCCUGGGCCUCCUCCUGCCCGCCGUCUUCGUGGUGGGCCUGCUCUACCUGGGUCCCGGCUUCCACGGCACCGUCGCGUGCCUCACGCUGGCCAGCGCCACACUGGGCUUCUGCGUCGCCGGGAUGGUGAUCAACCCCUUGGACAUCGCCCCCAGAUAUUACGGGUUUCUGAAAGGAGUCACGGUUCUCAUUGGAAUGACGGGGGGGCUCAUUUCGUCCACUCUGGCUGGGAUAAUCCUCAAUCAGGACCCGGAGGCCGCCUGGUCUGCCAUCUUCUUCCUGGUGGCGGCCGUCAACGUGAGCAGCCUCCUCUUCUACCUGGUCUUCGCCGCGGCCGACGUGCAGGCCUGGGCCCAGGAGAAGCAGCUCACCCGGCUCUGA